CUCUACAGUCAUCAUCACGUGGAUUUUUAUCAGUUACAAUUUCACAACUGGGGAAGGGCUUGUGUUAAGAUAAAAAGGGGUAAUACGAGUUCCCGCUCACUUCUGAAUCGGUAUUGCUCACAGAAACAUGGAAUCUUUAAAGAUAUUACUUGUUUGUUUCUUCGUUGGUGUUUCGCACGGAUACCGACAUUUCCAAGACACAAUACCCAACGGGGACGCGGUACCACACCCAUGCAAGAUCAACUUCUUAUGGCGGGGGGUGGGGCACAAGAAUCCCCAGGGUGGGGGAGACAGGAAUCCAUUUGGUCUCGAUUUCCAGCAGGUGAAACAGUGGACUACGGAACUGUGCCAGAAGGAUUCUGAUGGGGACGGGAUGACCAAUGGUCAGGAGCUAGGAGAUCCAGACUGUGUGUGGCAUCCGGGCAGUUUCCCCUCCAGGACCAAGAACAUCACACAUCCAGGUAUCUGUGACCCCUGGGGAAGUCCUAAAUGCACGGCCAAGAACGACUGGGUGUCUUGUACAGCUGGCGAUUUUGUAUGCAACGCCACAAAAGCUCCUGAGGUGAAGAGCUUCACUCUGAGAUAUCCACCAACACGGGUGCCUCCGACUGAGACCAACUACUACUGCAUGCCCUUCGACGUCAGCAAGUACAUCGACAUGUCACAGGACUACCACCUGAUUGCAACUAAACCAGAAAUCAACAACACCAACGUCAUGCACCACAUCGUCCUCUUCGGAUGCGAUAAUGAUGCUGACAUAACAGACCAUGCCACGCCCUGUUACAUGUCCCAGAAGGGGUGCUCUCAAGUUCUUGGGCUCUGGACCCUGGGGCUGGAUGGAACAUGUGAAUAUGAAGAGGCAGGAUAUCGCAUAGGUCGCACUGGCCCAAAGAAAAUGGUUUUGCAGUUUCAUUGGACUAACCCUGAGUUGAGAAGUGACUACAUGGACAAUUCUGGUUUGACCUUAUAUUACACGCCUAAACUGAGAAAGUACGAUGCCGGAUUCUUAGCUACCGGCCAACAGUAUCUGGAGAUUCCACCAGGUGCUAAGCGGUCCACGUUUGAGUCAACAUGCACAGAAGAGUGCACCAACAAAAUAGUGAAGGGAAAUAUCUACAUAACAUCUGGUCUCAGCCAUAUGCAUUAUCUAGGAUUUGACGAGCAGGUUGAAUUGUUCCGCAAUGGUCAGAGGGUGGCCAAAAUUAUCGACGACCCCACUUACUCCUAUGACAACCCCCAGCUGAAAGUGUACUCAUCCCCGAUUGAGGUGAGACAGGGUGACAGUUUGAAGACGACGUGCGUCUACAGGUCUGUGUCCAAGACCCGUACAACCAUGUAUGGAGAAGGUUCAUAUGAUGAGAUGUGCUAUGGGCUUUUCUCCUACUUCCCAAAGGAAAACAUGACCGGAUCUUGCACGACGUGGAAGAACUUCGAUGACUGUAAGUUCGCCAACGAGGAUCAUAUAAUUGACGGAUGUGACAUCGCAAUGUUCGAAAACCUAACCAGUCCUGAAAUGCGUGCGAUCGUGAAUGAGGUGAUGGAUAGCUGCAACCACUAUGGAUCCUGCAGACCGGAAUGUCCAGCUGUUCUUGCCCGACUCAACAAACAUCCUUGUUUUCAAGGUGAAUUGGGGGAAUUGCUGCUUUUCAAUUUCGCUGACGGACACGAUCCACAGAGGAUUAAAUUUGCGCAUGCGCUGAAGUCAUGUGACAAGGCAGCUGACCCAGUUGAAACGAAGUAUCCGAUGUCGUCAGCUGCCCGUGCAGCAUCUUCCGUUGUCUCUGGCAUGGUUGUAGCAGCUGUACUUGCUUUAGGUCUGUAAGUCCGCCAUGGCGAAAUGAGUGGUAUCUGAUGAUGAUAUUCAAUAUAAAUUCUUUUGACAAUGUAUUCUAUAGUUAAUGCUACAUUUUACAGACAUAUAUCUGUUACAUGCUUCAGACACUUGUGAUAACUUGUUUACAAUGCACAUGAAAUAAAGGCUGAAUUUAU
Haliotis rufescens (red abalone) is the source of this 1989-nucleotide messenger RNA. RefSeq names its product tyramine beta-hydroxylase-like. The transcript has 10 exons. Lineage: Eukaryota; Metazoa; Mollusca; Gastropoda; Lepetellida; Haliotidae. Gene Ontology annotation, molecular function: copper ion binding; dopamine beta-monooxygenase activity. The coding region runs from base 128 to 1822 and encodes 564 amino acids. The record is from RefSeq and is a predicted model, not a curated record.